Messenger RNA from Morone saxatilis (striped sea-bass), 2389 nucleotides. It is a transcript of the gene cuzd1.2, whose product is annotated as CUB and zona pellucida-like domains 1, tandem duplicate 2. Gene Ontology annotation, cellular component: cell surface. The record is from RefSeq and is a predicted model, not a curated record. The coding region runs from base 23 to 2257 and encodes 744 amino acids. NCBI's taxonomy places the organism in Eukaryota, Metazoa, Chordata, Actinopteri, Moronidae. The transcript has 20 exons.
UUGGAAGGUGAACAAAUUCACCAUGUGGACUCUCUUGUUUCUUUGCAGCGUGAUCCCCUCCUAUGGAGUUCAAGGUGCUGGUCGCUUCUACACAACUGAGGAAAUGAAUCCAGUAACCACAGAACCUACAGAGGUAUUGGUGUCUCCUGUCGCAGGUGCGAGCUGUGGUGGCUACCUGUAUAGCAGCAAUGGCAAAUUUUACAGCCCCCGCUAUCCAAACAACUACCCACCGAAUGCAGACUGUUAUUGGUACAUCAGACCAGGAAGCAGUAUUGUGCAGCUGGAUUUCUCUUUUGUAGACAUUGAGAAUUCCCAUAACUGUGUUUAUGAUGCCAUUUACAUCCAUGAUGGUUCCAGUACCAGCAGCAGACUUCUGGGAAAGAUAUGUGGCGAUAACAAUGCCACCUUCUACUCCACCGGUUCUUAUUUGACUGUGCGCUUCAGGAGUGAUGGUACUUCUUCUUUUUCAGGAUUUCGUGCUGACUACCAAGUUGUGGCUGGAGGUUCCUGCAGAUACAACUGUGGCCUCCAGGUUGGAAGCUGCUCUUGCUCUUCAUCCUGUCAGUACAGAGGGAACUGUUGUCCAGACUACAUGGAUCACUGCCUAAACCCGACUAUGACACCAGGACCAACAGUCACCUCAGCUCAGCCCUCAUGUCGUUACAACUGCGGCAGUUACAUGGGAAGCUGCUCCUGCACAAGCUCUUGUCAAUACUAUGGCAACUGUUGCUAUGACUACAGCUCGUACUGCCAGUCAACCACUGUUGAACCCAUCACAGCCCGACCCUCAUGUCGAUACAACUGCGGCAAUUACAUGGGAAGCUGCUCCUGCACAAGCUCUUGUCAAUACUAUGGAAACUGUUGUUAUGACUACUCCUCUUACUGCCAGUCAAGCACUGCCGAACCUAUGACACCAACCUCAGCCCAGCCCUCAUGUCGAUACAACUGCGGCAGUUACAUGGGAAGCUGCUCCUGCUCAAGCUCUUGUCAAUCCUAUGGAAACUGUUGUAACGACUACUACUCCUACUGCAGAGUCACACCUACAGCAAACUCCUGUGGAGGCUCUCUGUUUGGCUCUGGCACCUUCUCCAGCCCGAACCACCCUGACUACUACCAUGACAGUGCCUACUGUACCUGGCAGCUACGAGCUGCGUAUGACCAAAGAAUCUUCCUGGAAUUCAUGUACCUGCAAUUGGAUAACUGCUGCUCCUGUGACUACAUUGCAGUCUAUGAUGGGCCAUCUGUUAGCUCACGAUACCUGGGGAAAGUAUGCAACUCAAGUCUGAGUACUUUCUACUCCUCAUCAAACUACAUGACUGUGCUCUUCCGGACUGAUGGUUCUGUGGUUGGCAGAGGGUUCAAUGCUAAGUUCAUAAGCUCUCUUCCACCAAGCUCAGGUCGAGUGGACUGUUCCUCAGACAACAUGAACAUUGUGAUUGAGAGGACGUACCUGAACUCUCUCGGCUACGACGGCCACAGUCUGUACUUGAAUGACCCGCACUGCAGACCCCAGGUUUCCAGAUAUCAGGUGGUCUUCAGUUUCCCCAUUAACACUUGUGGCAACAUUCGAAAGUUUGAGAAUGGCAGAGUUGUGUACACCAACACUCUCCGUGCCUACGCCUCCAGCUCCGGAGAGAUCACACGCCAGUCUCACUUUAAGCUGAACGUGGGCUGUCGAAUGGAGCAGGACUCAGUGGCCCAGAUCAUGUACCUUGUCUAUCAUCGUGACAACAGCAGCAUUACAGGCACAGGCAGGUUCAACACCAGCAUGGAUUUCUACACAUCCAGCAGCUUCUACUAUAAGGUGACUCAAGUUCCAUACGAGGUGGCACUCAACCAGAACUUGUAUGUCCAAGUGGAGUUAAGGAGGGGUGACAGCACCCUGGUCCUCUUUCUGGACACCUGUGUGGCUUCACCAUCACCCCAUGAUUUCCAGAGCAGAUCUUACUACCUGGUCCGUAACGGAUGUCCUGUAGACAACACCUACCAGGCCUACGUAACUGGCACCCGUGCGUAUGCCCGUUUCACAUUUAAAGCCUUCCAGUUCCUGCGAGCCACAGAGUCUGUUUACAUCCAGUGCAAGGUCCAGAUAUGCCCUGCCUCUGACAACAACUCCCGCUGCCGCAGAGGCUGCAGCAAGCGUGCAGCCAGAGACGUGGGGUCAGAACACGACAGCCAAACUCUGGUCCUGGGUCCCAUCCAACUCAAAGAGCCUGAGAAAAAGGAAGAGGAGACACAUGAGCAGGACAAGGCUUAACUUGAUACUGCAAUGAGCUGCUUCAGUCAUCUUUACCGAGCACUCAACAUUCUGUUAAUUGUGACACUGAAUUUUAAUCACAAGUAACCAUUUAUUUUCUCUUUAUUGCAUUACCUGAUUAAAAGCAUCACU